AUGCCCAAGCCGAUUGAUCCUGUUAAUGCAACUUUGGCAAAGGCAAACUCUAGCAUGCCUGAUUUCACAGUAGAAGCUGCUAUUGGUGGUCUAAAAGAAGAGGAACCUCCACUAGCAUCAUCCAUCUUAACAGAGAAGCGCAAACGAUGUGUCCAAGAAAGUCCUAUACAGAAAAAAGUUGCACUGGAGGCCGAAACUGGCCAAGCAGAGGCUAAAUCUAAAGCAGUCGAGGUCUCGCAUGAUAACACCAAGCCAACAUUUGAUUCUGAAAACACAAAAUCACCUAUGAUCAAGCCAUCCGCCCCAUCAUCACCCACAGGAAUAGUGGCAGAAACUGCAGUAAAAUUAGAACAGCAAACAAUAGGAAGUCCUAAACUGAUUUCAACUCCUCCAACUUCUCGUGGUAUUCAGCAAUCUUCACUGGGACUUUUUUCUGGCCAGUCAGAUAAACAAGCUAGUCAGAUUUCUCAUAUGUCAACAUUGCCUGCUAUUUCUUCCACUACUGGACAGUCCUCCUUUGGAUCGUUUGCAACUCAUAAAUCGGAUGGUUUAACUUUUGGAUCUGCGUCUUCUCAGUCAGUUUCAUUUGCGUCUAUUCUGGCUAGCACUCCAGCAUUAGAGCAAUCAUCAAAGUUGAGUACUGAUAGCUUUGCAUGCAAGGAUAAAAGUGGUUUAAAUAGCGACAGUACCGAUCAAGAAAUAUCAUCAGAUCGUCCUAUCACUGCGUUUUCGGAACCGAUGACAGUUGUUACUGGUGAAGAGGACGAGACUACUAUUCAUUCUACUCGGUGCAAGUUGUAUGCAUGGGAUGGUGAAAACUGGCGUGAGCGAGGCACUGGCCAAAUCAAAAUCAAUGAGGGUGUAGUAACUGGAGACACGACUGUACAAAGAAGGCUCGUGAUGAGAGCAGAUGGGGUAUAUCGCGUUAUUCUGAAUGUCCGGAUCUUGCCCAGUAUGCCGUUCCACCUUCGAGACGACAAGUAUGUAGAGGCUGUUGCUUGUGAGAAACCUCCGUCUCUUACAAAGUUUCUUUUCAAGUUUGCGAGUAACGAAGUGGCAUCAUCCUUUUUGUCAUCGUUAGAGCAAUCGACCUGCUCUCUCGAAUAGCAACUUUUGGACAAGAUAACACCAUUGGAAGGUGGCCAGUAUGCCGACUCUACGAAGAAACAUUAUUAAAGCCAUUGGUCUUAUGCCUGUUC
Messenger RNA from Batrachochytrium dendrobatidis JAM81, 1199 nucleotides. RefSeq lists its product as uncharacterized. The coding region runs from base 1 to 1107 and encodes 368 amino acids. Gene Ontology annotation, cellular component: cytoplasm; nuclear pore. Gene Ontology annotation, biological process: intracellular transport. The record is from RefSeq and is a predicted model, not a curated record. NCBI's taxonomy places the organism in Eukaryota, Fungi, Chytridiomycota, Chytridiomycetes, Rhizophydiales. Gene Ontology annotation, molecular function: GTPase activator activity. The transcript is spliced from 7 exons.